AUGGCGCAGCCCUUCUCCCUCGCCGCCUGCGACGUGGUGGGCUUCGACCUGGACCACACGCUGUGCCGCUACAACCUGCCCGAGAGCGCCCCGCUCAUUUACCACAGCUUUGCUCAGUUCCUGGUCAAGGAGAAAGGAUAUGACAAGGAAUUGCUCACUGUGACUCCAGAGGACUGGGACUUCUGUUGCAAAGGCUUGGCAUUGGAUCUGGAAGAUGGAAACUUCAUUAAACUUGCAGAUAAUGGCACCGUCCUCAGGGCUAGCCACGGCACCAGAAUGCUGGCCCCCGAGGAGCUGGCCAAGGAGUACGGCGGGAAGGAGUGGAAGUACUUCAUGCCCGACACUGGGAUGGCUUUCCGGUCAGGAAAGUAUUAUUUUUAUGAUAAUUACUUUGACCUGCCAGGAGCUCUUCUAUGUGCCAGAGUGGUGGACUUGUUGACAAAGAACAAUGGUCAGAAAGCAUUUGAUUUUUGGAAGGAUAUAGUUGCUGGUAUACAACACAAUUAUAAGAUGUCAGCUUUUAAGGAAAACUGUGGACUAUAUUUCCCAGAAAUAAAAAGAGACCCCGGCAAGUAUUUACACAGUUGUCCCGAGUCUGUAAAGACAUGGCUUCGACGGCUAAAGAAUGCUGGGAAGAUUCUUGUGUUAAUCACCAGUUCUCACAGUGACUACUGCAGGCUUCUCUGCAACCAUAUCCUGGGGAAUGAUUUUGCCGAUCUUUUUGACAUUGUGAUUACAAAUGCAUUGAAGCCUGGUUUCUUCUCCCAUUUACCAAGUCAGAGGCCUUUCCGGACACUCGAGAACGACGAGGAGCAGGAAGCACUGCCGUCUCUGGAUAAACCUGGCUGGUACUCCCAGGGGAACGCUGUCCACCUGUAUGAACUGCUGAAGAAAAUGACCGGCAAACCUGAACCCAAGGUCGUGUACUUUGGCGACAGCAUGCAUUCGGAUAUUUUCCCAGCCCGCCAUUAUAGCAACUGGGAGACAGUCCUCAUCCUGGAGGAGCUCAAGGGGGACAGAGACUGGAAGCCUGAGGAAGCAGAGCCCCUGGAGAAGAAAGGGAAGUAUGAGGGACAAAAGGGAAAGCCUCUAUAUUCAUUAUCUAAAAAAUGGGGCUCUUUUUUUACUGAUUCCAUUUCGGGCCUGGAAAAUACAGAAGACUCUUCGAUUUCUACGUGGUCCUGUAAAAGAAUCAGCACUUACAGCACCAUUGCAAUUCCAAGUAUCGAAGCAAUAGCAGAAUUACCCCUGGACCACAAAUUUACAAGAUUCUCUUCAGACGGUUCAAAAACAGCUGGCUACUAUCCAAACCCUCCAUUGGCCUUAUCAAGCUUUGAAACAUUGACAAACAAAUAA
Pipistrellus nathusii (Nathusius's pipistrelle) is the source of this 1356-nucleotide messenger RNA. The record is from the annotation of a GenBank genome assembly. Lineage: Eukaryota; Metazoa; Chordata; Mammalia; Chiroptera; Vespertilionidae.